AUGUCUGUGCUGAGCCCAUUGCUCUGGUGCCUACUCACCCUACUGCUCGUGAACAUACAGUCUGCGUAUGCACGAUCGGUCAAACGAAGCCUACCUGAGGACGGCGAGGUGGUCGCUCACCCCACAGUCCUCAUUCUUGGAGGCGGCGUAGCAGGCGUGAUUGCAGCCCGUACGCUGUACGAGCAAGGCAUCACAAACUUUGUCAUCGUGGAGGCCCGAGGCGAGCUUGGCGGUCGCCUACAGACCGAGACCAUCGGCGUUCCAGGCAACCAGUGGGUAGUGGAGCGUGGUCCGAACUGGGUACAAGGGACUCAAACAGGGGAUGGGCCUGAGAAUCCCAUCUGGGCACUCGUACAAAAACACGGCGUGAAAACCGUAUAUAACGACUGGUACGGGAGCAUGACGACAUACGAUGAGACCGGAUUCUCAAAUUACACUGACAUAUUCAACGAAUCGGGCGACGUGUAUGAUGAAUUGACUGUGGUUGCGGGGGCGCGCGUGGAGCAGCAGCUGGUGGACCUGACCGCACGCUCGGGCUACUCGCUGAUCGGCUCGAAGCCGAUGACGCCUGCGGACAAGGCGUGCGAGUACUAUCAGUUUGAUUGGGAGUACGCGCAGACGCCGCUGGAGUCGUCGUGGAUCGCCAGUUCAUGGGGGAACAAUUUCACAUACGACCCGGACCAGGGCGGCUUCGGCGAUGCAAACGAAAUGUCGAUUGAUCAGCGCGGAUUCAAGUACUUCAUCCAAGCAGAGGCGGCCGAGUUUCUUCAGCCAGAGCAGCUUAUGCUCAACGCGACGGUCACCAACAUCACAUACUCCAGCGAGGGUGUGAAUGUCACUCUGAAGGACGGGACUCUGCUGGUGGCAGCCUAUGCGUUAUGCACGUUCAGCCUGGGCGUACUGCAGAACGAUGACGUUGUGUUCGAACCUUCGUUACCGGAUUGGAAGCAGGAAGCGAUUCAGAGUAUGGCGACGUAUACCAAAAUCUUCCUACAGUUCCCAGAUGACUUCUGGUUCGAUACGCAGAUGGGUCUCUACGCAGAUACCACUAGAGGAAGAUACCCUGUUUGGCAGAACAUGAAUCUCACCGACUUCUUCCCGGGCUCUGGCGUGGUUUUCGUCACCGUCACGGGUGAGUACUCCGUGCGCAUUGAGGCGCUCUCCGACGAAGACGUGCAAGCGGAGGUGCUGGAGGUGCUCCGCGCGAUGUACCCCGACACGACAAUCCCUGAGCCGACCGCGUUCUACUUCCCUCGAUGGCAUACCAACCCGCUCUUCCGCGGGUCCUACUCGAACUGGCCGCCGUCGUUCUUCAGCGGGCACCACGAGAACCUGCGCGCGACCGUCGAGCAGCGGCUGUGGUUUGCGGGUGAGGCGACGAGUAUCAAGUACUUCGGCUUCCUGCACGGGGCGUAUUACGAAGGCCUGGACGUCGCCACUGAUCUGGCGCUAUGCAUACAGGCCGGCGGGUGUGCAGGGCUCGCACACGUACCUGAGAUCAAAAAUGCAUACCCAUACGUCGUUUAA
This is a messenger RNA of Postia placenta MAD-698-R-SB12, 1527 nucleotides long. RefSeq lists its product as hypothetical. The coding region runs from base 1 to 1527 and encodes 508 amino acids. The transcript is spliced from 8 exons. Gene Ontology annotation, molecular function: oxidoreductase activity. NCBI's taxonomy places the organism in Eukaryota, Fungi, Basidiomycota, Agaricomycetes, Polyporales, Adustoporiaceae. The record is from RefSeq and is a predicted model, not a curated record.